AUGGCCACGGGUCACGACUCUGCAGAUGAAGCCAGAGGAACCCUGGAAGGCAAGCUCAUUGACAUGAGUGAUUGUGACGAAAAGGAGGAAGUUCCAGAGGAACUGAUGCUGGGGAAGAAACUCCACAUGGAAGGCAUUCGUGGAGAAAUGUGUUACCAGGCACACCUCCACUUGUCGGUCACCUGCAAGUUUGAUGAGCUUGCCGUGUACUCUGUCUUCAACCAGCUUGUUGGUAAAAUAGCAGGCAAAGCCACAGAUGGCAUUUCUCAGUUUGUCGCUGGAGCACGGGGCUGUGGGGGCCAGUUCCGCAGGCUUCAGGCUGAGAGGAGAGGCGUAAAGAGCUUUGAGCUGACGCAGACGCCUGCUGGCUGGGGAGCUGGACAGCCAGUCAUGGCAGAUUUUGUGCCUUUGCCCUACCACGGGGCGGUGGAAAAGGGGCUUCAGGAGCAAGGCUCAGCAGAGUUGCCGUUUCUCUGUCUCUCUCUGUCUCUCUCUCUGUAGCCUGAGAACCUCCUAUACACCUCCAAAAGGCCCAACGCCAUUCUGAAACUCACCGAUUUUGGCUUUGCCAAGGAAACCACCAGCCACAAUUCUUUGACCACUCCUUGUUAUACGCCGUACUAUGUGGCUCCGGAAGUGCUGGGUCCAGAGAAGUAUGACAAGUCCUGUGACAUGUGGUCCUUGGGUGUCAUCAUGUACAUCCUGCUGUGUGGGUAUCCCCCCUUCUACUCCAACCAUGGUCUUGCCAUCUCUCCGGGCAUGAAGACUCGCAUCCGAAUGGGCCAGUAUGAAUUUCCCAACCCAGAAUGGUCCGAAGUGUCAGAGGAAGUGAAGAUGCUUAUCCGGAACCUGCUGAAAACAGAGCCCACGCAGAGGAUGACCAUCACGGAGUUUAUGAACCACCCCUGGAUCAUGCAAUCCACAAAGGUCCCUCAGACCCCACUGCACACCAGCCGGGUCCUGAAGGAGGACAAGGAGCGGUGGGAGGAUGUCAAGGAGGAGAUGACCAGUGCCUUGGCCACAAUGCGCGUCGACUACGAGCAGAUCAAGAUAAAAAAGAUUGAAGAUGCGUCCAAUCCUCUCCUUCUGAAGAGGCGGAAGAAAGCUCGGGCCCUGGAGGCCGCGGCCCUCGCUCACUGAGCCUCUGAGCCCAUCCCACUGCACGGCAGGGCAAGCAAUAACUCUCGACCUGGAUAUAUUUUUUAAACGAAGAGACACAGAACUGUCCCGUUUCCGCCUCCCCUCCUCCUCGGCGGCAUGGAGUCCAGAGCCCCAUCAGAGGCUGAAUCCUGCCUUUGGUUCCAAACGAACGGCCACCUCAGAGACGGGGAGGCCGGGAGGUUGGGGGUGGCGUGGAGAGAGAAGGGAGCAAGAUGCUCUUGAACCCGUGCUCAUUUUGCAAUUCUGUCAGUAAUUUGACUUAGAAUUUUUAUGAAACUUCUUUUAUUGUUCCUUGCCCCACUCUGCCCUCCU
Molecule: messenger RNA, 1473 nt
Organism: Puma concolor (puma)
Lineage: Eukaryota; Metazoa; Chordata; Mammalia; Carnivora; Felidae
Source: RefSeq, a predicted model, not a curated record